GAAAGCAGAACCAAACAUUUUGCAUUCCGUGUUUAGAUAUUUAUGACAGAAAUACAGAAAAAGCUACAUAAUAUUAUUAAGCUGUAAAUAGCAUGUUCCAAUGCAUCAAAUAAGUACAAUGAGUUUAAACCGACUUAUUCACUCACAAAUAAGGUAUAGUGUUUGGAAUUGGCAAUCCUCAUUUUCUGGGUCAAAAAACAAUUACUCCAGUAACACACUUAUUCUUGGAAUAGAAACUUCCUGUGAUGACACUGGAUGUGCAAUAAUAAGCGGACAAGGCAAAAUACUAUCACAAAGUUUGUAUUCUCAAAACCUUGUGCACCUUAGAAAUGGAGGUAUCAUUCCUGACAUUGCUCAAGAAUUACAUCGAGCCCAUAUUGAACCAGUUGUAGCAGAAACAUUAAAUAAGGCAGGUGUAAUAAUGGAAAACCUUACAGCUAUUGCUGUUACAUUAGAACCUGGUCUACCAUUAAGUUUGGCUGUUGGUAAAAAAUAUGCUAAACAUCUAGCUCGAAAAUUCAACAAACCAAUAAUACCAAUUCAUCAUAUGGAAGCUCAUGCGUUAACACCCAGAAUGGUUCAUGACAUAAAAUUUCCAUAUUUAGUCCUUUUAAUAUCUGGAGGUCACUGUCUCUUAGCUGUUGUACAAGAUGUAAAGAAAUUUAAACUUCUUGGUGAAAGUAUUGAUUGUGCUCCAGGAGAAAUAUUUGACAAAAUGGCAAGAAAGAUGAAAUUGAGAAACAUACCAGAUUAUUGUAAAAUUUCUGGUGGAGAAGCUAUUGAAUUGGCUGCUUUGAAAGCAACUAAUCCUGACAUGUUUAAAUUGCCUUUACCGCUUACCGACUAUAAAGAUUGUAAUUUUAGUUUUAAUGGCUUAAAAACAUCUGUGUUUUACCAUCUUUACAAAAAAGAGAAGGAGCAUAAUAUUGUUGCACAUGAAUUGAUACCUGAAAUUAAUGAUCUCUGUGCUGCUGCGUUAAUGGCAGUAACUAGACAUUUGAUUCAUAGGACUCAACGUGCUAUAGAGUUUUGUCAUUUAAAUAAACUAAUACCUGAAAACAACAAGCAGUUAGUAGUUUCAGGAGGGGUUGCUUGUAACAAUCACAUUUUUAGCUGCUUAUCAGAACUUUGUAAAGAAUUUGACUAUAGAAUUUUUAGACCACCCCCAAAUCUAUGUACAGAUAAUGGAAUUAUGAUAGCUUGGAAUGGUUUGGAGAAAUUGAGAAAAAACCUAGAUAUAGUGACUGAAAUUGAUUCAUUAGACAUUAAAGCAGAUAGUCCCUUAGGUGAAAGCCUUAUAUCAGAAGUAAAAAAAUCUAAAUUAAAUGUUAAGAUGUUAAAAAUAAAACAAGCAAGUUAACUACUUUGUCUUACUUAUUCAGUCACCGUAAGCGCGGCUUUGCCUAGCCAUAGCAAAUCUAAACAUACUGGAAUUACUUAUCUGCUUACGUUCGGUGGAUGCCUGUUUGAUGGUAAGCCAAAAGGCGAGUUUCGAUCUCUUUCCGAGUUCACCAGCCUAUUAAUGUGCCCACUGUUGUGACACAGAAUUCCUAUGGAAGUAAUACAAUGGAAUAGGGAGAUUGGGCCAUGACCAGCGUUGCCAGACAUCCCUAUUUUGGCGGGAC
This is a messenger RNA of Chilo suppressalis (striped riceborer), 1625 nucleotides long. NCBI's taxonomy places the organism in Eukaryota, Metazoa, Arthropoda, Insecta, Lepidoptera, Crambidae. The record is from the annotation of a GenBank genome assembly.